GUGCGGGGAUUUUUCCUCGGUCCUCGGUCGCAGGAGGAAAAGGCGUCGUCGUUAUCCCGUGAAAAGUAAGAAGCCAGCAGCGAAAAAGCGUGCCGAAAAGCGUUGCUAGCCGCCCGCGAAGAUGUGGCCGACGAAUGUGUGAAUGAGUUUCGUGUGUGCGAGAGUGGUGCGUGCGUGAAAAGGUGGCGAACUUUUUUCCAUUUUUGCAGCGGCAGGCAUAAUCGCGUGAGUACUACGUGACCGAAAAAAAUCGGACCCCUCGGAUGUGCGAGGGGAACAGAGAAGGGCCGAUCGAAACCAGCGAGCCAGCCGCAAGUGUGCAAGAGUGAGAGAACGAACGAACGAACGAAAGAUAGAACGAAAGGACGAGUGAGCGAGCGAGCGAGCGAACGUACGAGCGUGCGAGCGAGCGAGCGAGCGAGUGAACGCGUGCAAGGAAAAGAGCAAGAGCGAGUGAACGCGUGCGAGGAAAAGAGCAAGAGCGAGUGGUGUGUGCUGCUGUGUGUGUGUGUGUGAGGCGUAUGGUGUGAAUCUCGUGUGCACGCGCCGCCUUCCUUCUUCCACCAAACCAGAGCAAAGCACACCGAAAAUUAUUUGAUGCACGUUCUGAACGUCGCUUAAUCACCGCCGCUGCCGCCGCCGCCGCCGCCGCCGCCACCGGCCUUCGCCAGAAAAGUAAGAGGACGACCUCCAAGCACCAACAAGAGGCCGUCGUCAACAACGACAGCAACAGCAACAAGGAUAACACGAGAUACCGGCGGAAAGAGGAAGAAAACGAAACCGUCGAAGUGGUGGAAAGUUUGUUUUGCCCGGCGCCUCCUUCGAUCGCGAGACCGUUUUCAGGUGGAAAUAUAAAACCACCACCAAGGAGCAGCAGCAGCAGCAUCGGGUAGCUAGAUGAAACACGAGAUGGAUCCAACCGGCACGGUGAUGGUAGCGGAGGAGGAAGGCGAUGAAGCGGUCGAGAUCCCGCUGGAAGAGGACGGUACGCUGCUCCUGUCGACACUGCAGGCCCAGUUCUAUGGGGCCUGUGGACUCAAGUAUCGCAAUCCGGAGAACAAGGUUAUCCGCGGAGUUCGGCUGAACGAUGGCAAGCUACACCCGUUCUCGCCCGAUUCCGGCUGGGGCAACCACGUGUACAUCUGCGUGUUUCCCAAGGAGAACAAGCGCAAGAGCGACGAUCGGCUCGAGAACUCGACACCCAAAACCAAGCGCAUCGAGAGCCGGAACCGCACGACGACCGAUCUGAUCGUGCUGGGACUGCCGUGGAAGACGACCGAGGAGCGGCUGCGCGAGUACUUCGAGAGCUUCGGCGAGCUGCUGGUGGUGCAGCUGAAGAAGGACGCCAACACGGGCCAAUCGAAGGGCUACGGGUUCAUCCGGUUCGCCCGGUUCGAGUGCCAGAUGAAGGUGCUGUCGAAGCGCCACCUAAUCGAUAGCCGGUGGUGCGACGUGAAGGUGCCGAGCAGCAAGGAUCAGAUGCAGCAUCAGAUGCCGAGCAAGAUCUUUCUCGGCCGGCUGACGGAGGACAUCAAUGCGGACGACAUCCGGGGCUACUUCAGCAAGUACGGCGAGGUCGCGGACGUGUUCAUCCCGAAGCCGUUCCGUGCGUUCGCGUUCGUCACGUUCAUGGAUCCGCACGUGGCCCAGAGCCUGUGCGGCGAGGAUCACCUGAUCAAGAGCACCUCGGUGUACGUGUCGACGGCGUCGCCCCGGCCCGAGCACGGCCGGUACCGGGGCAAGAAUCAGAUGGGAGCAGGAGGCGUAGGCGGUGGUAGUGGCAAUGGUCCCUCGUCCUCGGGCUACGGCAGCGGUGGAGGUGAGCACGUUGGUGGGGUUGGUAGUCGCGGAGGUGUUGGUGUCGUUGGUGGUGAGGGAAACGAGUACUGUGGUGGUCCGCAUGGCCAUGGCCAUGGCCAUGGUCAUGCUCAUGGUCAUCCGGGUGGCCAUCAUCCGAACAAUAGCUAUCAUCACCAUCACCAUCACGGUGGUGGUGGCCCGGGCCCGGGCCCGGGGGGGUACAACAAUAUGCCACAGGUGGCGGGCGGCGGUGGCGGCGGCGGCGGUGGUAGUGGCAAUCAGCGGCCAGUGUGGAACUACAACGAGUACACCACGCAGAACCGGCAGAAUAACAGCAACAUCGACUCGAUGCCAAACCUGCAGGCCCUCGGGCUCAAUUCGAACGGUCCGAAUGGGCAGGGUGGUGGUGGAUCGGGCGGUGGUGGUCACCAUGGCGGUGGCAUGGGUAAUCACCUGAGUGGUAGCGGUGGACCCGGUCCCGGACCGCACGGUGGACCGGGAGCGGCAGUCGGCAACAUGAACCUCAAUCAGAUGCCCAUCAACCCGGCCAUCAUAGCGGCCGCCCUCAGCCAGUGGAGCCUGAUCGGGAACCAGAUGCAGAAUUCGGCGGCCACCGCGCACGGUGGUGGCGUCGCUGGACCAGGCGGACCGGGUGGCCAUCCGGGACCGGGUGGUCAUCCGGGAGGCGGUCCAGUAGGACCGGCUGUGGCCGGUGGUGGUGUACCUCCCGGACCACCGGGUGGUGCUGGCCCCGGUCCCGGUCCCGGCGUGCCGGGUCCCGGUGGUCCGGGUCCCGAGUAUCUGUCAUGGAAUGGAAACGGAGGCAACGGGGUACCGGGGGCUCCCGGUGGUGGUCCCUCGGUUGUCAGUGGUGCUGGUGAUGGUGGAAGCGGUGGAAAUGGCCGGGUCGAACCAAACCGUCAAUGAGAUUCAAUCCCUUCUACUACUAUUACUACUACUACCGCUUCUACUUCUACUACUACUGUUGUUACUGCUGCUACUACUCUUACCCCUACCCCUAUCCCUUCUCCACCCUUGUCCACCACCAUCACCGGUACCGCGGGCGACCAGAGCAGUCGUCGUCCUCUAUCACCCCACCGUCGUCGUCGUCCUAGUCGUCGUCGGAGCACCGGUGGCAGUAGUAGCGAGAGCACGGCCCAGGAAGUCGAUCGAUCGAGCCUCUUUUACGCGAAUCCCGGCCCACCCCCGUCGGCACCUACACUCUCCGGCCGAAAACCAGAUGGACGAAGCCGAAGCUGUGUGCGUGUGUGCGAGUAUGAGGAGGGUCCUUACUGAAACGGGACAAUCCUUAUCGUACCGCAAGCUCAAAGCAGAAGAAGAAGAAGAACAACAACAACAACAACUCCACAGGCGGCCUGCAUGUUGAUGUGAACCAAAAGCAAACCUCCCUCAACCCUCCCCUAUUCGCGUUGCUGCGGCUUCUCGCGGAAUGAUGGAUCUUGGAUCUGGUUGUUCUGCACUGCUGCUGCUCCACACCGUAACAUGAUGAGCCCGAAGAAAGGAACUGGCCACACCGCCAUCGCUACGACCAACACCACUACCCCCACCACCACCACUACCAUCAUCAUCAUCAUCGUUACCAUCACGAGACAACUCUGAUUUGUUGCGUUUUCGCGUGACGGAAUCCUUUCUACUCUACCUUCUCUAAUCUAACGAUUAUGACGGAUGGAUGCCUGCGGGUGCUGAGAAUGGAUGGUAAUAGGUUGGAUGAUGCUCGCUCCUCCCGUAUGUGUAGCGGUUACUAUUAGGUAGUAGUAGUAGCAAUCGUAGUAGCCCGGCGGUAGACUAAAGACUACUUUGCGUGUUUGUUUGUGUGUAUCUCUUUGGAUAUGUGCGUGUGUGUGUGCGUGUGUGCGAAUGAACGGCGACGACGACGAUUUGAAAAAAAAUCUAGAACAUAGGGAAUAAAAAUCGCGAUUGCGUUUCUCUUACGCUCUUCGAUUCUUGUGCUUGUUUAAAAACACAACGGAAAAUACUAAAAAAUAAGCAAAAAAUAUAACAAUAGCAUUAUGAACGUGUGUUUGUGUGUGUGCGUGUUUGCGUGUUGUGUGUGUGUGUGUGUGUGUGUGUAUUGAUUGUGUGACAAAAGAGAGAUAGAGAGAAAACAAGAAGAAAAAGCAGGAACAAAAUCACCCGCGUGGUUGCUUUGGUUUCCCCCGUUCAACAUCAGCAGCAGAGCGCCGCAUCAGCAGUAUAGAAAUAGAAUGCACGAGUUUCGAGACGAUUGAACGAGAAAAAGAGUGUGCGUUUGAUCGAGAGGCUGAUGAGAUGUUCGUAAUCUAACUAUCUAAGGUGAAAUCGUGACGAGACGAAAAGUGCGCGCAAUGUAUGUUGAGCAAGAUCGAGACAACAACAAUAGCAGAUGGCAUGAAAACUGGAGUAAAAAAAGCAUUAAAAAUAUUAAAACUAAAUGAUUGGACCUCGCUUUUUUAUUUAGCUG
Molecule: messenger RNA, 4261 nt
Organism: Anopheles darlingi
Lineage: Eukaryota; Metazoa; Arthropoda; Insecta; Diptera; Culicidae
Product: TAR DNA-binding protein 43-like
Exons: 2
Coding region: 898-2727 (609 amino acids)
Biological process (GO): regulation of gene expression
Cellular component (GO): nucleoplasm
Molecular function (GO): RNA binding
Source: RefSeq, a predicted model, not a curated record